AUGAGUGGAUCAGGCAAGGGGCUCCUUGGCUUGUGGCUGUAUAGAAAUGGUUCAGAUUGGCAAGUCAAAAAUGUAGCUCCUCAUCAUCCUAAAUUAGGGGAGCUUCAUGCAGCACAGCAACAAGCUCAAGAAGGAGAAAGGAUCUCAGUGAUUUUUACGGUAAAAAACCAGGUUGGAGGUCUGGUGAAAGUUUUGUCGGUGUUCCAGGAUCUCGGAAUAAAUGUUAUUCAUAUUGAAUCUCGAAAGUCUGCUAUGGAGAUAUCUGCUUCUGACAUCUUGGUGGAUGUAGAAUGUGAUCCUAGAAGGAUGGAACAACUGAAGCGAAUGUUAAAACGCGAGGUGCAGGACUUCGAAGUUGUUUCCUCUCAAACGGGCGAAGAGUUUCCACCACCGACACCAUUGUCAGCUGCUGCUAGCUUCGAUUUUGGUGAAAUGCCGUGGUUUCCUAGAAAGAUUUCAGACCUUGAUCGUGCACAAAAUGUGCUCAUGUAUGGCUCUGAGCUUGAUGCUGAUCAUCCCGGAUUUAAAGAUCCUAUUUACCGCAAGCGACGGGAACAAUUCGCGACUAUUGCUAACAACUAUAAAUACGGACAUCCUAUUCCAAAAGUGCAGUACACGGAUGUUGAAAUAAAAACAUGGGGCGUCAUUUUUAGGGAGCUCUUUAAACUCUACCAGAAGCACGCUUGUGAUGAAUAUCUCGAGAAUUGGCCUCAGCUUGUGAAAUACUGCGGUUAUAGGGAAGAUAAUCUACCACAGCUGGAAGAUGUAAGCACAUUUCUGAAACGUAAAACUGGUUUUCAACUGCGACCUGUCGCUGGCUACCUUUCCCCUAGAGACUUCUUAUCUGGUCUCGCCUUCAGAGUGUUUCAUUGCACUCAGUACAUUCGCCACUCGUCUGACCCAUUUUAUACGCCAGAACCCGAUUGUUGUCACGAGUUGCUCGGACACAUGCCGCUACUUGCCAAUCCGAGUUUUGCACAGUUCUCCCAAGAACUUGGCUUGGCUUCCCUCGGAGCGUCAGAUGAAGACAUUGAUAAACUGGCAACGCUUUAUUUCUUCACUGUGGAGUUUGGGCUGUGUCGUCAAAUCGAUGGCAGCUUCCGUGUAUAUGGAGCUGGCUUGCUCUCAUCUGUAGCUGAACUGCAACACGCUUUAACCACUCCUGAAAAAAUAAAGAGAUUCGAUCCAGAAGUAACUGUGAACGAGGAAUGUAUAAUUACAUCUUAUCAAAAUGCGUAUUAUUAUACUGACUCUUUUGAAGAAGCGAAGGAGAAAAUGAGAGCGUUUGCAGAUAGCAUUCAACGUCCAUUUGGAGUGCGAUACAAUCCAUAUACUCAAAGCGUCGAAGUGUUGAGCAAUGCUCAGAAAAUAACCGCUCUCGUUCGCGAGUUAAGAGGUGAUAUAUGUAUCGUGUCGUCCGCUAUCAAGAAAAUAUCAGCUCAAGAUUCUACUCUGGAUGUGGAAACAAUUGCGAACAUGCUGCAUACUGGAUUACAGGUGAAUGAGAGAAGUCCCCAAAGCACUUCGGGUGGCAGUUCGCCGAACUCCGACCGAGCCGUGUCUCCAAAGCCAGACGCCUCUAAA
This is a messenger RNA of Brenthis ino (lesser marbled fritillary), 1584 nucleotides long. Lineage: Eukaryota; Metazoa; Arthropoda; Insecta; Lepidoptera; Nymphalidae. The record is from the annotation of a GenBank genome assembly.